GAGGGGAAGAGCUGUCAACAUAGAAAGGCAUGGGAGAAAAGGAGGCCCAGCAAUUCAUCCAUGGCUGCCUCAAUGCAACCAUCUUCCAGGCAACCCAACUGCACCAUUCCAUCCUUGGCUGUGCUCUUCAGGUUCUCGAGACGGUAGAGGAGGAGCUACACCUCAACAAACUCCCCCACACCAAGCUCUAUGCAACGAUCGACAUCGGAACUGCUCGAGUAGCAAGAACACGAGAAAUCGAAUUCCAUCCCAAAAACCCAAUUUGGAAUGAGAAUUUCCACAUCUAUUGCGCCCAUACUUCAUCAGAAAUCACAAUCUCAAUAAAAAACCAGCUCCCCGUAAGUGCUGAUGUCAUCGGCCGGGUCAAGAUCCCAAUCGCCCGAAUCCUCACGGCUCACCCCAUCGAAGGCUGGUUCGAUCUCUUCAACGAAAAAGGGCAAAAACUCAAGAAAGCCCAAGUCCAUUUCCGUCUCCAAUUCUUCGAUGUGAGAUCUGAUCCAUGCUGGAAUUCAGGCAUCAAAAGCCAGUUUUUCUCUGGAAUUCCCAUUUCUUACUUCCCUCAAAGAACAGGAUGCAAUGUCACUCUUUAUCAGAAUGCCCAUCUAUCAAAUGAUUUUCGCCCGAGAAUCCAUCUUUCAAAUGAUGAAUUCUACCACCCUCGCCGGCUAUGGGAAGAUCUUUAUAAUGCCAUCAUCGAAGCGAAGCACUUCAUCUAUGUGGCUGGCUGGUCUGUCAAUGUAAAUAUCACUCUCAUUCGCGAUCCUGACCGUAUGAUCCAAGGAGCUGAAAAUGUAACUAUUGGAGAGCUUCUGAAGAGAAAAGCAGAGCAGGGUCUAACAGUUUUAGUCAUGGUUUGGCAAGACCGGACUUCGAUUUCUCUGCUCGGAAAUGCAGGCCUGAUGAAGACCCACGACGAGGAAACACGGAAAUUCUUCCAGAACACAAAGGUGAAGUGCUUCGUCUGUCCUCGGAAUCCCGACUCUUCUCUCACAGCCGUUCAACGGAUCGAGAUUGGGGCAGAAUUCACCCAUCAUCAGAAAACAAUCACGCUCGAUGGCCCACUUGCCGGAAACAGCUCUUCUAGCCGUCAGAUCAUCAGUUUCAUCGGCGGGACUGAUCUCACCGACGGUAGAUACGAUAAUGAAAAACACCCAAUUUUUAGAAAUCUCAAUACAGUCUAUCUCAACGAUUUUCAACAGAAAAACUUCCCACAUGCCGAUCUACGACAUGGUGGCCCAAGAGAGCCAUGGCACGAUGCACAUUCCAAGCUCGAAGGCUCUGCUGCUUGGGAUAUCCUCUCAAAUUUCGAACGGAGAUGGAUAAAACAAGCUCCGAAAGGAUUUUCAGACCAUUUAUUAAAAAUCCGUGAAGACCCAAAAACCUUCUCGAUCCCAUCAAUCUCUGACUGUAAAGAUUCUUGGAAUGUGCAAGUUUUCCGAUCGAUCGACGACGCUUCGGUUGUGGGUUUUCCUUCCGAUCCGUCGGAAGCAGCUAAAAUGGGAUUGAUGAGUGGAAAAGAUGUGACGAUCGAUCAAAGCAUUCAUGUGGGGUAUAUCGAAGCAAUUCGAAGAGCGAAGAGAUUCAUCUACAUUGAAAAUCAGUACUUCUUUGGGAGCUGUCAUGCAUGGAGCGGAGAUCAGGACUGUGGGUGUUUGAAUUUAGUUCCGAUCGAGAUUGCAGUUAAGAUCGCGAGUAAGAUUAGAGAAGGAGAGAGGUUUGCUGUUUAUGUUGUGACGCCGAUGUGGCCGGAAGGAGAGCCGGAGGGCGACACGGUGCAGGCGAUCUUGCAUUGGAAUCGGCGGACGAUGGAGAUGAUGUAUGGGAUUAUUGCAGAUGCAAUUCAAGAUGUGGGGUUGAGAGGGAAGGUUUAUCCAAGCGAUUAUUUGAAUUUCUUCUGUCUUGGGAAUCGAGAAUUGGCCCGCGAAGGAGAGUAUGUUGCUCCGGAGAGGCCGGAGAUGGGGACGGAUUAUUGGAGGGCUCAGAUUAACCGGCGAUUUCUGAUCUAUGUCCAUGCAAAGCUCAUGAUCGUGGACGAUGAGUACGUGAUUAUUGGGUCAGCAAACUUAAACCAGCGAUCGCUCGAUGGAGGUAGGGACACAGAGAUCGCGCACGGUUCAUACCAGCCCCGGCACACCAACGAAGCUGAAGGGCAGGCCCGCGGCCUUGUUUAUGGCUACCGGAUGUCGUUGUGGUACGAGCAUUUCAUGAGCCACUACCCACACCUAAUGCACAUCUUUAGUGAGCCAGAGUCAGUCAAAUGUGUGAAGAUGGUGAAGAAAAUUGCAGAGAGUUUGUGGGAGAAGUAUGUAGCAGAUGAGGUGGUAGAUCUUCCAGGCCAUCUUCUACCGUUCCCGGGGUGGGCGUGGGCCGCAGAAGACGGUUUGCUAUCGGAGCUUCCUGAAGAUGGGCUUUUUCCAGACACCAUGGCUAGUGUGAAAGGGAAGAGAUCAGAUGUCCUCCCCCCUAUUCUCACUACCUAACUGUUAUUUUAGUUACUUUUUCGCGGGUAAUAAGGGUGUUCUUGUCAUUAUGAAAUAAAAGGCAGUUAUAGUUUGUUACAUGAUAGUAUUGUUAGAGGAAUAAUAAAAAUCAUUGAGGGUAUUUUGGGAAUUCAAAAACUUUGUCUAGUGAACACCUCCCCACAUUGGCCCCACCAUCCAACCUGGCAAGUAUGGGUGGGCCUGUAUGCGUGGAGGACUUGUAACAAAAAUAGGGAUGAUCAAGUCAUCUGGUGGGCCAGGGGAGCUCGAGGAAUGUGUGUUUAAAAAGGUUGUGAAU
Messenger RNA from Magnolia sinica, 2778 nucleotides. Its product is annotated as phospholipase D alpha 1-like. Gene Ontology annotation, molecular function: D-type glycerophospholipase activity; calcium ion binding. Lineage: Eukaryota; Viridiplantae; Streptophyta; Magnoliopsida; Magnoliales; Magnoliaceae. The record is from RefSeq and is a predicted model, not a curated record. Gene Ontology annotation, cellular component: plasma membrane. The transcript is spliced from 3 exons. Bases 30 to 2480 code for a protein of 816 amino acids. Gene Ontology annotation, biological process: phospholipid catabolic process; phosphatidylcholine metabolic process.